Messenger RNA from Acanthochromis polyacanthus (spiny chromis), 3080 nucleotides. RefSeq names its product solute carrier family 12 member 8 (gene slc12a8). Gene Ontology annotation, biological process: cell volume homeostasis; potassium ion homeostasis; chloride transmembrane transport. The transcript is spliced from 14 exons. NCBI's taxonomy places the organism in Eukaryota, Metazoa, Chordata, Actinopteri, Pomacentridae. Gene Ontology annotation, molecular function: potassium:chloride symporter activity. Gene Ontology annotation, cellular component: membrane. The record is from RefSeq and is a predicted model, not a curated record. The coding region runs from base 337 to 2574 and encodes 745 amino acids.
CAUGGUCCAAAACCUCCAGAUGGCGUGAAAUCCAAACGUGCUUUUAGAAAGCAUUCCCACAAAUACAAAGAUAAGGGUUGCAGGUACGUGCAAUUUCACUUCUAAUCAUUAGUCAACUUACCGAUAGCAGGGCUUGCCAAAACCAACACAUGAUCCUUGUGCAAAUCUUGCAACACACCCUGGAAAGGUGACAACACACCGACUUACCUGGUGGCUGCUGACGUUUUCACAAAACACGUUGUCAAAACACCGGCUGAAUUCAUCAGGAGGAAUGAUGAACCUAUUUAUUUUAUUUAUUUAGCAGCACGGAAUGAUACAAGACUGUUUAAGAUUGCAAUGGAAAAUCUGCCCAUCAGUUGGACGGUGCACAGCUGUGAGCAGGAGGGAGAUGGAGCAGAGCUGCUGAAGGAGGAAGACACCAACACACAUGUCCAUGAUCUGUUCCAUGAAGACGCACAGGGCUUUCAAGAGUCCGGUCAGCCAUGGUGGAGGAUCAAACUGUUCGUGUGGGAGCCGGUGCUCUUUGGCACCUGGGAUGGAGUCUUCACCACCUGCAUGAUCAACAUCUUUGGCGUGGUUCUGUUCCUGCGUACCGGCUACCUGGUGGGGAACACGGGAGUGCUGCUCGGGAUGUUCCUCGUCUCCAUGGUUGUGUUGGUAGCUCUGGUGACGGUGAUGUCGGGGAUCGGAGUGUGUGAGCACUGUGGUGCCGGCAGCGGAGGAAUCUACUCCAUGAUCUCCACUGUCCUGGGGAGCCGGGUGGGGGGCACCGUAGGCCUCCUCUAUGUGUUUGGACAGUGUGUUGCUGGAGCCAUGUACAUCACAGGCUUCUCUGAGUCGGUGGCAGAGCUGCUGGCUUUACAAAGCCAGUGGGCAGUGCGCGGCAUGUCGGCAGCAGUGCUGUUAGCCCUGCUUGGAAUCAACCUGGCUGGUGUCAAGUGGAUUGUCCGACUCCAGCUGCUGCUGCUGGCUGUGCUGGCUGUCUCCACACUGGACUUUGUAAUUGGCACCUUCACGCACCUCGAUCCAGAGCAUGGUUUCAUUGGUUACUCACCCGAGCUGCUCAGCAGUAACACAAAACCAGAUUAUAGCACCGGAGAAAACUUCUUCACAGUAUUUGGGGUUUUCUUCCCAGCUGCUACAGGGGUCAUGGCAGGCUUCAACAUGAGCUCAGACCUUCAGCGGCCCGAACACAACAUCCCUGUGGGAACACUCGCAGCUGUCUUCACCUCGUGGUUCCUGUAUCUGGUCUUUGUCUUCCUCCUGGGGGCCAUCUGCACCAGAGAAGCUCUGCGCUAUGACUUCUUGAUAGCAGAAAAGGUCUCCUUGGUGGGUUUCCUCUUUCUGCUGGGCCUCUACAUCUCUUCUCUGGCUUCCUGCAUGGGCGGCCUGUACGGAGCACCCAGGAUCCUCCAGUGCAUCGCCCAAGAAAGGGUCAUCCCCUCUCUGGCCUUCCUGGGACGAGGGAAAGGCCCAAACAGGACCCCAGUAGCGGCUAUCUGUCUCACCAGCCUGCUGACCAUGGCCUUCAUCUUCAUCGGCCAGGUCAAUGUUCUGGCACCCAUCGUCACCAUUAACUUCAUGCUAACGUACAGCUUCAUCGACUACUCCUACUUCAGUGUGGCCAUGACCUUCCAGCUGCAGACCAAAGACAAGCAAGGCGCCUUGAUCCUGGCCAAAAGAAACCAGCGCAGGUCCACCAGGCAGAGCUCCAGACCACUGAUCGAGGCCGCUCUCCCCAACUAUGGGAGUGGAGGAGAGAGUCCGCAGAGCAAAGGCACUCUGUUGGAGUUCACCAGGGACAUGGACCACAUCUUUCCUCCUGUCUCUAAUGUUGAUUGUGGAGCUGAGAAGGCCUCGCCCACGCAAGAGCUGAGCAGCAAACCUAAGGGCAAAAAGGCUGCUGCAAAGCAGAAGCUGAUGGACAGCUUUGGUUUGGACCUGAACAGCAACAUGUUCUCAGAAGAGAAAGGAGAGGAGACAAAUUCAGUUCCACCAGAGGAGGAAGGCGAGGGGCAGAGUGAAUGCUGGAAGCUCGGAGCUGAAGAGCAGCCUCAGGUCAAGUGUCGUACUAAAAUAUGUCCUGUUGAGCAGGAUUCAGCUGCUGAGACUCAGAAUCCCAACGCAGGUGCUGGAGGUAAAGCAGAACACCAGAGUAUUGAAAUCAAGCCCAUGCACGAUUCCCUUUAUGCAAAGUUCUGUAACCGCUGGAUUGCUCUUAUCGGGGCAUUGAGCUCCAUAUUGAUUAUGUUUGUCAUUCAGUGGAUUUAUGCCUUAGCCAACAUAUUAGUUGCUGUGCUGCUCUUCUUCUACAUCGGGAAAACAAGUCCUGGACUUCCAAUAGGUAUUGCAGCUCAGUUCAGCUUUUUCAAGUGGCUAAAAUCAACACUGAAUAGCAUUUUCAGGCGAAAAGGAUCUCCCCAGGAUGAGAUCAUAGUGACACCCUGUCUGUCUGGGGUUGGACUGAAAACCAAGCAACUGACAGAGGAAAACGCUGACUUUGCCUCUCGCCACCGAUAUCACCAGUCGUCGUUGAUCAGGGCCGAGGAGAUGGUGCAACCACGGUUUCCCUGACCGACUCAGAAUCUGCCUCAGUUACAUGUCAUAGCUGACAGAAUGAAACCUCAUUUUCUGCCUCAAACUGUGUCUCAAGUUGUUCAAUGGGCAGCAUUCUGAGCACAUUUUCUAUUUAACAAAGACUUUCAGCGGCUCAGAUCAUUUUCCUGUGGCAGUUCAAGGAAACCUGAGCUUUUCUUAGAGCUGCACAAAGGCAGUGUGUUUAUGUGAGAGAAUGCGAAACAUAGUUGGGAUGUGGAGGUAGCUAGAAUUUGUAAGAUUAUUUUGCAUAAUUUAAACUGAAAUAUAAACAGAAGUUCUUUAUAUUGUCUGAAUAUACUUUAAGACUUUCAUUUUGACAUGUAUUACAAUCUGCAAAACGCUUUCUUUCUUUCUUUUUUUGUCCUGCUGCUCCUGAGCUGUGCUCAUGUGGCAGUAUUAUCCUGUACAUGUAAAACAGCGGUUUAGUUAAAAUGUCCCUAUAUACUCCUCUAUAAAUACAGUUCAUUGAGAAAUGACUGUUA